UCACCCGGGCUCGGCUCUUGCCUUCUCCACACUUGUUUGAUUUAUGAGGAAUCCAAGAUGAACUUGGAGCAGGAGAGGCCGUUUGUCUGCAGUGCCCCGGGCUGCUCCCAGCGUUUCCCGACAGAGGACCAUCUCAUGAUUCAUCGGCACAAGCAUGAGAUGACUUUGAAGUUUCCUUCAAUAAAAACAGACAAUAUGCUCUCAGAUCAGACUCCAACACCCACGAGAUUCCUGAAGAACUGUGAAGAGGUGGGUCUCUUCAGUGAGCUGGACUGCUCCUUCGAGCAUGAGUUCAGGAAGGCUCAAGAAGAAGAGAACAGCAAGCGGAAUAUCUCCAUGCAUAAUACGGUUGGAGGGACCAUGACGGGACCUGGAGCUCACCAGCUGGGCAACACCCGGAUGCCCAACCACGACACCAGUGUUGUGAUUCAACAAGCCAUGCCAUCACCCCAGUCCAGCUCAGUCAUCACGCAGGCUCCCUCUACCAACCGCCAGAUCGGGCCUGUCCCAGGCUCUCUAUCAUCUCUGCUCCAUCUCCACAACAGACAGAGGCAGCCCAUGCCGGCCUCCAUGCCUGGGACCCUGCCCAACCCCACCAUGCCAGGAUCUUCUGCCGUCUUGAUGCCCAUGGAGAGACAAAUGUCGGUGAACUCCAGCAUCAUGGGCAUGCAAGGCCCCAACCUCAGCAACCCCUGUGCUUCUCCCCAAGUCCAGCCAAUGCAUUCAGAAGCCAAAAUGAGGCUGAAGGCCGCGCUGACCCACCACCCCGCGGCCAUGUCGAAUGGGAACAUGAGCACCAUCGGACACAUGAUGGAGAUGAUGGGCUCCCGGCAAGACCAGACGCCGCACCACCACAUGCACUCGCACCCGCAUCAGCACCAGACACUGCCGCCCCACCACCCCUACCCGCACCAGCACCAGCACCCCGCCCACCAUCCCCACCCACAGCCUCACCACCAACAGAACCACCCGCACCACCACUCCCAUUCCCACCUUCAUGCACACCCGGCACACCACCAGACCUCGCCACAUCCACCCCUGCACACCGGCAACCAAGCACAGGUUUCACCAGCCACACAACAGAUGCAACCAACCCAGACCAUACAACCGCCCCAGCCUACAGGGGGACGCCGGCGAAGGGUGGUGGAUGAGGACCCGGAUGAGAGGCGGAGGAAGUUUCUGGAAAGGAACCGGGCUGCCGCCACCCGUUGCAGACAGAAGAGGAAGGUCUGGGUGAUGUCACUGGAAAAGAAAGCAGAAGAGCUCACCCAGACAAACAUGCAGCUUCAGAAUGAAGUGUCCAUGUUGAAAAACGAGGUGGCCCAGCUGAAACAGCUGUUGUUAACACAUAAAGACUGCCCGAUCACAGCCAUGCAGAAAGAAUCACAAGGAUAUUUAAGUCCGGAGAGUAGCCCUCCCGCGAGCCCUGUCCCAGCAUGUUCGCAGCAGCCCGUCAUCCAGCAUAACACCAUCACUACGUCCUCCUCGGUCAGCGAGGUCGUGGGGAGCUCCACCCUCAGUCAGCUCACGACUCACAGAACAGACCUCAAUCCUAUUCUUUAAAAGGCAGUGGUCAGACCUGCCCCCCCCCCCCCCGAGAAGAGCUGGACCAUGCCAUACAUCCUUUCUCCAAAGGGCAUUUUUAGAAUUCACUCAGACCAGGAAGACGCCUCAGCCCUUCAAAGACUGGCUUUCCUUUUUAUAGUUAUUAUGGAAAUGUUGUCUUUUAUACUUAGUUAUAUAAGAAAAAGGGAGUUAUGCAAUGAAUAUCUAUCAGCUUGGGAAGCGCGCUGGUGCUUUUCUCCGAUUUUCUGGUACCAGUUUCUUGUUUAUAAACGGAAUCUUUCCUGUAUAUAGCCAUAGUUUCAAUCUUACCAGUCCAACCCUUUGCCUGGAACAACGAAUCUUGUUACAACUACAGCUUUUAGCCAAAAUGAGGUAUACUUCGAUGUCAAGUGCGAUGGAUCCACAGGAACUGGGUGGGAAAUCUGGUGAUGUCAUAACUCAUGUUGAGUUCGUGCUGUGACGUCACCAGAACCUCAGAUAAACGCAUGGGCUUUCCUGAGUUUGUUUUUGUGCUAGAAAAAAAAAAAAAAAGAAAGAAAGAAAGUAUGGUCCAUCGUCCCAAGAGAGCAACCAAGCAUCUCAGGCCCUCUCCUGCUCUUGCUCACUUGCUCAGAUUGUCCAAUAUUCGUCUCCACUGCCACUUCCCUGGGUUCGUUAUUCACUCUUGGCUUUGCCUUUUCCCCUUUAGCUUUGCAUGUGAAGAAGAAAAUAAUGUCUAAAGAGGGAAAAGAGCAAGUCUUGAAAGUGUGGGCCUAGCCAUUGCUUCGCUCGACUUUAACACACAGCUGGACUUCAUUCCACUCUUGCCUUUCACAAAAUAGCAGCCGGGAGAUGUUUAAUGUGCCUGAUUUAAAGUUUUUAAUAACCAGAGCAAAUAAAAAGUGAUUCAGUUCUAGGUGAAGCCCUACUGAAUGCCAGCUGUGGAGACACUAGGGAAGGGAACUUUGUAAGCCCCAACUGUGAAAGUUCAAAUUAGGACGUGGGCUCUGACAUCACACCCUCGAAUUACAACUCGUUUCUAUGGCCUGUCUAUAAUGUUGAAACCCCAUGCACUAUAUAAUAGUUCAGAAGGGCUCUGUUCACUACACAGAUUACAUUGUUCAGUCAUCAGCUGCUAAUAGCCUAAGAUUUAUUAUUAUUAUUUUUUUCCUAAGCCUAUGGAACCAGCUCUGCUAUUCUGGUGGGCAAAAGCAGGCUCACUCCUGGAGACAGAGAGGGAGAAAGCAAGGCCUGUGCUUCUGCAGGGUGCUUGUAGUCUGUCAUACAGACAGACUCUCCGGCUGCCAAUCAAGUUCCAUGGAGGUGGCCAGGCUGAUGCGCUCUUAUGGACGAUUCUGAUUCAUAUUUUCAGCAACUUCCAUGGACCUGCCCAUGCUGAAAAGCAGAUCAAACCCACACCACAGUUGUGCCUCCUUGAAACAAGCCAUUCGACUGUUCUGCUGGUGUUUUGGUAUCAUGUGUUUCUCACUGGCAGUCUAGGCGUAUGCUGGUGUCUCAUCUCCGCCCAAAUACUACUUCACCUCUAACCUGUGUGUCGGUGUGUGUGGGUGUGUGUGCCUGAGUGUGUGUGUGCGGGGACGUGUGUGUUUAUGAACAGUAUAGGUUUUAAAAGAACAGUAUUUUACAGAAGCUGUCACUUUUAUAAGAGUUCAGUAAAGGAAGGAUGUACUUUUUCGCUCACUAUAGUUUAAAAAAAUCUAUUUUAGAGGAAAAAAAAAGAAAAUAUGAGGGCUCUGAAGCAUGACUUUUAUAACUAGGUUCAGUUUUAUCUAAUAACUUACUUUUAAAAUCAAUAUUUAUCAACAGUUUUUUUUUCCAUGUAUGCUGUGCUUUUGAGAGACAAGUUUGACUGUUCAGUAAAGCUUAAGACUUGGAUAUAUGACCUAAGAAUAAGAAAACAAAUGCAAAAAAAAAAAGUAAAAAAAAAAAAAAGAAAGAAAAAGAAGAAUGAAAAGGGAGGAGAGAGGAUGGGGUGAGCAGGAUUUUCUGUUGUAUUUUAGGGGAUGUAAAGUGUAUCAUUUUCAAGUAUUUUAAAUACUGAAUUCAUAUUGUUAUUAUUUUUUUCUGAAUUCCAGCAGUAACAGAAUGGUUUAACCUAACUGGCUUCCUAGAAAUGUUUAAGAUUUACAUUUGAAAGAAGUUAAUAUCCAUCGCUCUGGUUUGAAAUCAAAAGUAAUUUUCUGCAAAAUUCCAUUCUUAGACCAUGUAGACAUUCUGCUUCCCUCAAAGGACAAGGGGGCAAGUCAGGGUGGCAGAGCUAGUAGCUAGUAUCUCCCAUUUGCUUUGAGUAAGCAAGACCCUUUCCUGCCUGCAUGCGUAGCACUCGAAGGAAGGGAUUUUUUUUUUAAACCACUGGUAACACCACAAUGUCCAGGGAGUGGCCUGCCUCUGAAAUGACGAUUUUCAGUUUACUCCUCUCCCACCUCUAGGCUGAAAUCCUUAGCUGUUAAACAGGCAGGCUUUGCAGUUAAGAACUUGCCUGCGUUUUCUUAAUUCAGCGGCUCGACAGCUUGACUGAUGUGCAUUAUUUAUAGCUCAAUUAUGUCUGUUUUUUAUGCUAAGUAGGCAAGCCACCCACAGCAAACCUUUCUCAACAUAUAAUUAGAAUAAACUGCCUUCUUGCUACGUGCAGGGCCUGUAGGUGUGUUUGUUUGCAGCAGGGGGCUCCUGCAGAGAGGGCUCCAGCUAGUCAGUACUCCCUACAGUCCCGAAGGGAAAAACUUCUUUCGGUGAAAUCUAAUUCCUGGUCCAUCCCUAAUAAAGAUUCCACAUAAAGGUCCAGACUUCAUUGGAUGGCAGAGCCUUCCUGAAAUGACCCUGGCAGUGCCUGCCACACACUGGCCACUCCAGGAGACCAUCCUUUAAUGCCAUAAUCUUCUCCCAGCCAGUUACAAUGUCAGCCAUGCAGACUCUUGGUGAAUCAGAGAUAAUGGUCUUUGGAGUCCUCCAUUCAAAAGAUGGAAGCCCCAGCAACACUGCCUCUCCUAACUCCUGUGUGGCUGCAUCAUCACAGGAUCUGCUUCUAAAGUCCUUGCCAGCCUCCUGGGCGCUUCUCCAGUCCCUCCCUGCCUGCUAAUGUACCGAGAGCUGGUAACUUAGUUCACCCCAGAGCCCUUCUGCCUGGUGGCUUCUCACCAGAUAAAGGCUUUGUUUCUCUUUGACACCUUCCUUGAUCUAUGAUUUGGGGGGGGAGGUAGAUUGAAAGCCCAGCCCCGGUGAAGGUACUAAUCUCAAAGCUAGAUAAUGGAGUUACGUGUGGUCCCAGGUGACCCUUUCCUACCCUUCUGUGAACAAGUGCAGGUCGCCAUAGUAACCCAACCUGUUGGAGUAGUAUGUGUGCCAUCACGGUGUGUAUCGUGAGAAUUUGGGUGACUGACUCCGCCUGUGCUCCUUGGAGCUUAUCUGGUCAAGAAAUAAAACGCAGUGCAUGUUCCGAGAGAGCUGUCGGUAGAGAGUGUUCAGGUGUCUGUUGUCUGCUAGUAAAGCAAAUUGUAGUAGCUUAGAGGUUGCCGUUGAAACCAUAAACCAGCUUCAGAAAAAUAACAACAACAAACAAAUAAACAAA
Messenger RNA from Alexandromys fortis (reed vole), 5131 nucleotides. RefSeq names its product cAMP responsive element binding protein 5 (gene Creb5). Bases 58 to 1563 code for a protein of 501 amino acids. Gene Ontology annotation, biological process: regulation of transcription by RNA polymerase II. The record is from RefSeq and is a predicted model, not a curated record. Lineage: Eukaryota; Metazoa; Chordata; Mammalia; Rodentia; Cricetidae. The transcript has 11 exons. Gene Ontology annotation, molecular function: DNA-binding transcription factor activity, RNA polymerase II-specific; cAMP response element binding.